This is a messenger RNA of Mercurialis annua (annual mercury), 2398 nucleotides long. Its product is annotated as bZIP transcription factor 29-like. The record is from RefSeq and is a predicted model, not a curated record. Gene Ontology annotation, biological process: regulation of DNA-templated transcription. Gene Ontology annotation, cellular component: nucleus. The coding region runs from base 315 to 2054 and encodes 579 amino acids. Gene Ontology annotation, molecular function: DNA-binding transcription factor activity. The transcript has 5 exons. Lineage: Eukaryota; Viridiplantae; Streptophyta; Magnoliopsida; Malpighiales; Euphorbiaceae.
GUGAAAUUCUAGAGCGAGAAAAACAAAGUUACAAGCAAACAGUAGUAAAAAAUAAAAAAUUUAGAGAGAGAAACCGCCUGCUCUGCUCUGCUUUGAUUUGAUUUGCUUUCAAUUUUUAUUUAUUCCUCUGCCAUUUCACUCACCAUAGCCAACAAAAGAAGCUUAAUUUCGGAGAAAUUACUGAAAUGCCGGUGCUUGCUCACAAAGAUUUUAGGGUUUUGUUUUAGUUCAUUGAUUGUGAUUUAGUGUAAAUUGAACUGGGUUGAUCUUAAAUUUGAAUUUUGGGAGUGUUUUUUUAAGGGUUUUGAAAAAAAAUGGGGGACACUGAACAAGCUAAUAGUGAAAUGAUGCAGAGGCUUCAUUCAUCAUUUGGAACAACACAUUCUUCUAAAUAUCAGCAGCCUUUUUCAUCUUUGAAUCAGCUUGAAAUACCUCAAUUGAAUCAAACCCAAAUGAGAGCUAGGCAUUUUGCUCAAUUUGCACACAAUUUUAACACUAGUAAUACUAGUUUGGCUGAUACUAAUAACAAAAGAGUAGGGAUUCCACCUUCUCAUCCCAAUCAGAUCCCCCCCAUUUCGCCAUAUUCUCAGAUCCCGGUGUCUCGGCCGGGGAAUCAGCAAUUGGGUUCUCCGAAUUUCGCCUCGGGACCGAGCCAUUCGCGAUCUUUGUCGCAGCCAUCGUCGUUUUUUUCACUUGAUUCGCUGCCGCCUUUGAGCUCGGCCUCUUUUCGUGACUCGUCGUCAAAUUCUGAUCCUGUGUCGACUGAUGUGUCGAUGGAAGAGAGGGAUGGGAAUUCUCAUUCGUUGUUACCGCCUUCCCCAUUUAGUAGGGUUAAUGGUGUGAGAGUUGGCGAGAGCUUGCCUCCGAGAAAAGCGCAUAGGAGGUCUAAUAGUGAUAUUCCAUUUGGGUUUUCUAAUGUGAUGCAAUCUUCGCCACCGCUUGUUCCGCUGAGGUCUUCGGGUGUUUUAGAGCGGUCAGUGUCUGCAAAAGAAAAUGUAACUGUGGCUAAGCCGGCUCAGUUGGUGAAAAAGGAAUGGGAGAGAGGUAACGAUGGGAAUGCGGAGGGUAUGGGUGAAAGGAAAUCUGAAGGUGAAGUUGUGGAUGAUUUGUUUUCUGCGUAUAUGAAUUUGGAUAAUAUUGAUGCGUUGAACUCGUCUGGAACUGAUGAUAGGAAUGGUAAUGAGAAUCGCGAGGACUUAGAUAGCAGAGCUAGCGGGACGAAGACCAAUAAUAGCAGUGAUAAUGAGGCAGAAAGCAGUGUUAAUGAGAGUGGGAGUAGCUCGUUGAGGGCAGGAUCUUCGACAGAGAAGAGAGAGGGGAUCAAACGAAAUGCUGCAGGGGAUAUUGCUCCAACUGGCAGACACUACAGAAGUGUUUCAAUGGAUAGUUUUAUGGGCAAAUUGAACUUUGGUGACGAGUCUCCGAAACUGCCACCUUCGCCUGGUAACCGCCCAGGUCAACUAUCACCUACCAAUUCAAUUGAUGGGAAUGCCUUUAGUUUGGAGUUUGGAAAUGGCGAGUUUAGUGGUGCUGAGCUGAAAAAAAUUAUGGCUAAUGAGAAACUUGCUGAAAUUGCAUUAUCUGAUCCAAAGCGCGCAAAAAGGAUUUUAGCAAAUCGUCAAUCAGCUGCCCGUUCUAAAGAAAGGAAGAUGAGAUAUAUUUCAGAAUUGGAACACAAGGUUCAGACUCUGCAGACUGAAGCGACCACAUUGUCUGCUCAGCUGACUCUUCUUCAGAGAGAUUCUGUUGGGCUUACAAGCCAGAAUAAUGAACUGAAGUUCCGGCUACAAGCCAUGGAACAACAGGCACAACUCCGAGAUGCUUUGAAUGAAGCAUUGACCGGUGAGGUCCGGAGGUUGAAGGUCGCCACUGCAGAGCUUAGCGGGGAUUCUGACCCAACAAACGGUAUGGUUCAGCAGCUGUCCAUCAACCCUCAGAUGUUUCAGCGGCAGCAACCACAACCCUCUCGGGUCAACAUUCAUCAGUUGCAGCAGCAACAGCCACAGUCUCAACAAGAAGGGAAUACAGCCUCGAAUUCGGAAUCCAAUCAAUAGUUUGUGAAUGAUGAGAUUAUUGCUUAUCAAAAUAGGUCCUUUGAAUUUGUUUCCUCAGUAAAUUCAUUCAUUAGUUAUUCAACUCCAACAAAAGCCCCCAAGGCGUGGUUGUUAUGAGUUCAACCUGCAUUGCGUUUCCAACUCGGAACGAUAUUUAAAGUGAUAUACAAGCCUUUAUACAUAUUUAUGAUCAUAGUAUUUGUUAAUAUCUGGUAGAUAUAUAUAUAUAUGACUUAUAAUCUUAAGAUUGAUGGUUUGUUGUGAUUUUGAAUGGUUGAACAUAAGCUUUACUUUGUCUUUUAUUUUUUCUCAGUGAUUGGUUAAUCUUGUAUUCUCAUUGUUUA